This is a messenger RNA of Carica papaya (papaya), 432 nucleotides long. NCBI's taxonomy places the organism in Eukaryota, Viridiplantae, Streptophyta, Magnoliopsida, Brassicales, Caricaceae. The record is from RefSeq and is a predicted model, not a curated record.
AUGCCAGUAAUAGGAGGGCUUUCCCGGCUGUUCAUGGACGAAGAUCACCGUCGCAAAAAGCAAGAGAGAAAGAAAGAUUGUGUUGAAAACAGUAACACAGAGAAACAAACAGACGGUGGAGGGAACAGCGCAAACGGCGACGUUUUGGUUGAAGGCUGUCCGAGUAAAACGACGUCGUCGAGUGGUUUCUCGAUGAUUCCACUUCACUAUCCGAGCUACACGGAGGAGGAGUACGAGAAGAUGGCGGAAUGGGAGGUUGACCGGCUACUGGCGUUGUACGGCCUGCCGACGGACGGCGACUUGGCGUACAAGAGGGAGUUUGCGGUGGGUGCGUUCGUCUGGCACCCUCGUCGUCAACAUGAUGGUCAACGCGAUCAAACACAGGCUUCUUCUGAUAAUAAGAAAGACUGCGACUGUAUUUCUCUUAAUUAA